GGCCUGCCCAGAAACGGCAGUCGUAGAAGCUGCAAAUCUCCAAGUCCGCUGUGUGACCUUGGGCAAGAGAAAGGAACUAUGGACCUAGACAGUUUAUCUUCACCUUCUGUUCUUCAAGCCCUCUCUAAGCUGCUCACUCCACAGGGAGAGGAGGACGAGGAUGACAAUGAACCAGCGUUGUCUUCUUCAUCGGCUCUUGGAGCCUUGAGUCCUGGAAAUAUUGGACCACCAAAGAAAGAGGAAUCCACCGUUACCCCUCAAACCCAGACUGAAAAUAGAAAAGCCAUCUGGGAUGUAGAGGAAAUGCCAGAAGGAUCAGAGUUUGAUGACAUGUGGGACCCCAGGGAGCAGCCAGAGUAUGAGAUUAUCUUCAAACAGCAGGUGGGAGCAGAGGAUGUAUUCCUGGGAAUGACCAGAAAGGAUCCCUCCACAGCCUGUUGUGAGGACCUGCUGAUUAAAAUCAAGCUACCAGGUGCAAAGUCCUCUGACAUCACACUUGACAUCAAGGAAAAGGUUCUUGACCUUCGAACCCCAAAACAGAAGUUGCUAUUGCACCUCCCCCAUCCUGUGGACAGCCAGAAUGGAAAAGCUCGUUUCAUCUCAGAAAAGCAGAUCCUGGAAGUCACCUUAACUAUGAAGAGAGAGUUGGAUUUCAUUAACUUCUUCUGAAAGUGUUUUGCGGGGAUGGGGUGGGGCAGGGAGGGAGAGGGAAUAGCAAUUAAGAGGAAGAAUCAACAAAGUUCAAUCAACAUUUCUCCAAUUAGUACAAUUUUCCCAUUGGUAGUUUGAGAUGGUUGGAAUGCUCCCAUUGCAAUUCUGGGAUCUGCAAGGUGGUUCGUAAUGACAGAUCAUCUGUUAGAACAUGCCAAUACCCAUAUUUGACUAGAACAAGAAUUUGGAGUUGUAGACAGGCCCUAUAUAUGCAAUGCCUAUCAUUAGUCAAAUAACUGGAAUAUAAAAAUGUAUUUUUCUUAUGUGCCCAAUAAUUACUAACAGCACCUCUAUUGAAACCUGCAGAAUAUUGUGACAAAUGAAAUACUUGGUUUCCAAAAGCAGUUUCGAGACACACAUGGUGUACUUACAAAUUGUACGUUAUCUCCUUUACUUCCAAACUUGCUUCUUAAUUGAAAAUAUAUAUUUUUUGAGACUCAAGUUACUGUCUCCUCCCAGUUCUGCUGCUGUAAUAUAUAAUCUCCAUGCAAAGCAAGUGAAAGUGCAUUCCCAGGUUCUUCAUUUUCCCAAGAAGCAAUAAAGGAAAA
Messenger RNA from Tachyglossus aculeatus (Australian echidna), 1259 nucleotides. RefSeq names its product dynein axonemal assembly factor 6 (gene DNAAF6). Gene Ontology annotation, biological process: axonemal dynein complex assembly; flagellated sperm motility. NCBI's taxonomy places the organism in Eukaryota, Metazoa, Chordata, Mammalia, Monotremata, Tachyglossidae. The transcript is spliced from 7 exons. The annotation marks the transcript as partial. The record is from RefSeq and is a predicted model, not a curated record. Gene Ontology annotation, molecular function: protein-folding chaperone binding; dynein intermediate chain binding. Gene Ontology annotation, cellular component: cytoplasm.